AUGAAGUUCGCCCUCUUCGCCUCGACCCUCUCCGCCGCCAUCGCCGCCGUUGCUGCCGCUGACUCGCCGACGUGCGACAACGGCGGAAAUUGCUACGCCGCGGUGCACGGCUGGGGCGGCUACAUCCAGUACGAGCCGUACCAGGGCAACCUCAUGGAGGCGUGCCGCGGCGACGACAAUGCCAUCAACGGCGAGCAGGGCACUGGCAAUCUCUUCGGCAACAAGGCGUGCGUCGCGGUCGCUGUCAGCAGUGGCGAUAUCGGGCCCAGCACCGUCCAAGGUCUCGGGAGCUGCGACAACCAGAACCUGAACUGCUUGUGGGCGCAGCCCAGCCUCGACUACAACAUCUACGCCGGCAUUGUCGGUGACUGCGCGUGGCAGCCCGAAGGCUGCCCCAUCACCCAGCAGAACUUCAUCGACUUCAUCUACAGCGCGUUGAGCGACAUUGGAUCGGCGGACUGGCCCAGCAGCACUGACACCCUGAUCUCCAACGGCUGGCAGCCGCUCCUCGGCCUGACCAACUCCACCGACACCAUCUCUUACAACAACCUGAACCUCUACCUCCACGGGUCGAAGACCAUCGCUUGA
Schizophyllum commune H4-8 is the source of this 588-nucleotide messenger RNA. RefSeq lists its product as uncharacterized. Lineage: Eukaryota; Fungi; Basidiomycota; Agaricomycetes; Agaricales; Schizophyllaceae. The transcript has 4 exons. Bases 1 to 588 code for a protein of 195 amino acids. The record is from RefSeq and is a predicted model, not a curated record.